AUGGCGCUUCUAUCACAAAAAUUUUGUUCUUCAUCAUCAUCUGUCAAACCGUUGGCAAUGAUCUUAUGUAUAUUCCUCUACCGUAAUGUUGCUGCUGUAACACUUCCCACAAAUGGAACAACUCCUGCAGUCUUUGCUUUUGGAGAUUCAACGUUGGAUACUGGCAAUAACGACUACAUCAUUUCUGGACUCAAAAGCAAUUUCCCCCCUUACGGGAGAGACUUUAUGGGAGGAAUGCCUACCGGAAGAUUUAGCAAUGGAAGAGUCCCCUCAGACUUGAUUGCUGAAGUUUUUGGAGUGAAGAAGAUUUUACCAGCUUAUCUGGAUCCAAAUUUGCAGCUCCAAGACCUACUUACUGGUGUAUGUUUUGCCUCAGCAGGUUCAGGAUAUGAUCCUCUUACUGCAGAAUUUGCAGAAUUACAGUCUGUCUUGUCAUUAUCAGAUCAAUUAGACUUAUUCAAGGAGUACAAAAGUAAGAUAAACACAGCAGUUGGGAAUGAAAAAACAGCCACUCUACUGUCAAAAAGCUUGUUCAUUAUUUGGAUGGGAAGCAAUGACCUUGCUUUUAGUUAUUUUGCUACACCACUGAGGAGUGCUCACUAUGAUAUACCAGCUUAUACAGACUUCCUGCUUGAAUUUGCUUCAACCUUCUUUCAGAAACUUUAUGCACUGGGAGCAAGAGUGAUUGGAGUAGCAAGUAUGCCACCAAUUGGGUGUGUGCCGGCACAGAUAACACUAGGUGGAGGCAUAGAGAGAGCCUGUUCUGAGGCUGAGAACCAAGCAGCAAUGCUCUACAACUCAAAGCUCUCUGCCCUUGUAGACUCCCUCAAUAAGAGACUUCCAGAAGCACUAGUGAUUUACAUUGAUAUAUAUAACCCUUUCUUGUCCAUUAUCCAAGACCCUGCUCAAUAUGGAUUUGAAGUGGUGGAUAAAGGAUGCUGUGGAACAGGAAUUGUUGAGUUCGGGCUUCUGUGUAACAAGCACACUCCUGGUACUUGUAACGAUGCGUCUAAGUACAUGUUCUGGGAUGGUUUUCAUCCCACAGAAACAGCUUGCAGGAUCCUCACCUCUGAAAUAUUGAAACAAGUUAACAAAUUCUUCUGA
Molecule: messenger RNA, 1104 nt
Organism: Fragaria vesca subsp. vesca
Lineage: Eukaryota; Viridiplantae; Streptophyta; Magnoliopsida; Rosales; Rosaceae
Product: GDSL esterase/lipase At3g14820-like
Source: RefSeq, a predicted model, not a curated record